Molecule: messenger RNA, 840 nt
Organism: Cylindrotheca closterium
Lineage: Eukaryota; Bacillariophyta; Bacillariophyceae; Bacillariales; Bacillariaceae
Source: the annotation of a GenBank genome assembly
AUGGAACUGCACCCCCAACAUCAAGAAAUGUUAGCGGCCAAUUCUACAGCUACUGUCAAUGCUACACCUGAUGGACCUGUCCCGGUGACACAAGAGGAGCAAAAAAAUUCCUUCAUGACGGAGCAAGGUGAAUCUGCCUUGAUUUCACCUGAUGGAGAUGAAGACUCAGUUCAUUCCGCCGAUGAAGCCCUCGAUGAUCACCAAGUCUCGCCGGAGUCGCUUGACGUUCAUCUCCGGAAUAUUGCUGGAUUGACGGAAGAUGAAGAUAUAUUUGAUUCUAUUUGUGGUCAUGAGUUUUGUGAUGGCAUACUCUUCCUGCAGAUCUUAUGGAAGAACACCCACAAUUUUUGUUGUCCUUAAAAAGAAGCACUUGCACUUGAUGAUGAUAACGGGAACCACUUUUGGCGUGAGGCAAUGGAAAAAGAAAUUGCUUCCCUGGUUGCAAUGAAUUGCUUUGAUUUUCACUCGAGUGAUUACAAGCCUGGCCCAAAUUCUCAAUUUGCACUGCUGCGAAUGAUUCUUGAAGCAAAGCAAGAUGGGAGACGCAAAGGAAGAUUGGUUUGCGGAGGUCACCUUGUGGACCCACGAGGCAUCUUGACCCGGUCAACAGUUGUGAAGGGUGUCAGUGUCCGCCAUCUGGACAUGAUUGCCGAUCACUACGGUUUGACAAUUGUCCAUAGUGAUGUUGGUAAUGCAUUUAUUACCGCUAACUGCCAGGAAAAACCGAGAAAGCCCUCUAUGGGCUCCAAACUAGUUCAAAGACAUACAGAGAAACUUUUGCAGCGUUCAUGUGAACUAUUGGUUUCCAAUCGAGUCGCUAUGACCAUGAGGUCUGGAUGA